Messenger RNA from Morone saxatilis (striped sea-bass), 4489 nucleotides. RefSeq lists its product as uncharacterized. Bases 685 to 2733 code for a protein of 682 amino acids. NCBI's taxonomy places the organism in Eukaryota, Metazoa, Chordata, Actinopteri, Moronidae. The record is from RefSeq and is a predicted model, not a curated record. The transcript is spliced from 7 exons.
GGAAGCAACAACUCUUAAUGCAUGGCAGUGCGUCAGAGCAGCUCACCCCAUCUUCCUGCGGCUCCACAUACAGCUCAUCACCGAUCCGGGACAGAGAAUGGAUGGCUUUGGCCAGCACUGGACGUGUGUAAGAUCUGAGGAACGUUGCCGUGCACCAUCUCUCCUCCCUUUAACUGGUGAUUUAAAUGGUUGUUGCUGAAGAGGUGUGACUGAAACAACAUUCGUAUACUGAAACCACGGACAUUUGGUGAACAGGAGAGACACAAGAAGACAUAAGUUAGAAGCUGUUUUACAUUGGACACCAAAAGAGAGAGACUGCUGCUGAAACUUUUGAGGAUUAUGGAUGAGUGGAGGAGUGGAGGCACUAUGACAGUGGAACAUCCAUGAGACGAAAGAAGAAAAUAUUUCUUAUACCUUAAGAUGAUGAAAACAUAUGAUAAUGUAAAAAAAUGGAGCAUGAAAAAAGAAGGAAACAACCAUCACAGGAGUAUUAACCACGCAAGUUGGACUAAAGGGUGACGUGAUUCAUACAGCUUAUUUCUUCUAAUGGUCUCUUUUUUAAAGUGACGCAUUACAUAAGACUGUGGAAUCCCUCCCUGUUUAUCUUAUAGUGUUCACAUUCACUCAUCAUUGUCAUGCUUUUCUGUGAUUUCUGGCUUUGAUACACAGCAGUUGUGUUCCCAGAUGUCUCAGUCACGUAAUUCAACAGACAGUCAGGCCUUGCUGCAGUCCAUGCUGCAGAGACUGAAGCUCCAGCCGGGAAGAGAGGGCCAGACAUUCCUGCACACAACUCUACCCAUCACAGCUCCUUCCACAUGGGGGCAAGCGGGAGAGACAGGAGCCUCCAACCUCCAGAAAGUAAACAACAGUCCUGUAAACGGCUUUGAGUUUGGUACCAAUGGUGUCCCCUCAAAACAGCUCGGUAUCUCUGCUGUGGACGGUAACAUUGAUCGUGGAAUACAACAACCAGGUCAUGGCACUGAAGUGGACAGUGGUCUCAUUUCCUUUCCCACCCAGAAAGACAACAUUGAUGACACGGGUGAGAAAAGGGUUUUGGGACAGGCCACGCAGCCUGGGAUCACUUCAACGGGAACAGGGCAGCUGUUUCCUGUUAAAUCACUUAAGCAUGCUGAUAUCACUUCCUUUGAGAGGACUGAUGGGGAGAGGGUGAGUUUUGGCAGUUCUCCAAUGACGAGGCACACCCCUAGUGAUAAAGAUGCUGUAACAAGCAUGGGACAGAAUCAGGACCUGGACCGGGGUUUUACACCCAGAGUCUUUGUGUGGUCCUCGAAGCCCACAGAUGCAAAUGUUGACACGGGAAGUCAAGGGGAUAAAGUUUUACAUAUGGGAAAUGGAGGAUUUGGAGAUUUGGCACAAAGUAAAGGCACGCAGAUUGUCCAGACUGACCAAAACACAACAAACAACAGCUUUAGGAGAAAGCAGAGACCGUCUGAGAAUAAAACGAGAAGAUGGACUCAGAAGAUCAAGGAGAGAUGGAGGGACAGGCCGGGGAGUUUUGGCAAAAAGGGAAAAGAAGAAGACGGAAGGGAAGACCAGAAGAGUAAGCAGGGAACUGAGCUUUCACCCCAAAACCAGCUACUGGCAGCAGAAACUCUUAUCACCACAUCAAUUAAGGAGGAAGAAAGGACCCCUGCUUCACUAGACAGUAGUGAUACCAGGGUAACCCCUCCUACACACACAGAAGACAGCACUAACGAAGGACGUAUGAGGUCUACUAGUGACUUUGAGUUUGGCCUGGGCUCAUUUAGCUUACUGGAAGAGAUCGUCACGGGCCAAGAGUGGGCCAAGUUCCUGAACCCCAACCUAUUGGUCACCUCAGCCAAUCAGAGUCCAUCAGAAGAACUUAAAAUUCCACCAAAUCCUUAUGAUAGCAGUCAAUCACCUGUGAAACAGCAAGGAGGCGUGAACAACCAGUGGAGCUUCAGGAGCACUGAGGCAUCACCAAUUUCAGAUUUUAGCAUGGCGCAAAUAUCGCCUGUUCCUCUCCUUCCUGUCAGCAUGGACCUUUCAGAAGGAAGACAGCAGCAAGUUCCCAGAGUGGCUGACCAAUCAGAACCAAUGGAGGAUGGACAAACCCAAUCAGAUAUGCAGUCUAGAGACAGUAGACUGGGACAGCGACUUAGACCUGUUUCCUUUGUGCAGCCUGCAGAUAUUCUGAACAACUCAGUGCUGAAGAGCAGAGCCCACCAAAACAGAAAGAGACAGCAUCAGUCAGCUAAGAGGCUUCAAACUGAGAAAAUAAGUGACGCAAACAGAGGGGGAUCCAUAUCCUCACUGAGCCCGACAAGCAGCCAUGUGAUGGAGGAGUCAGGAGAGUCAGGACGUGAUAAUGUCAUCCCUUUAUACACCCUGAACUCUCCUCUUCCACCGCUCUCUCCGUCUUCUUUGAGUCCCUUUGCUCCUGCACCCAGGGGUGUCCUCAAACACUCCAUAUCCCAGGAUUCAGAGUCCUCAGUGGAAGUAGUGACAAAAAGGCGGCGCGUCGAGGAGAACCGACGGGUUCGUUUUUCAGAAUCAGUGAUGACCAUAGAUCCUCCAGAGCUGGAUCUGGAUGCUACAGACUCAGAGGAGGAUUCAGGAGCGGACGAGGACUCUGUGACAGAGCAGGGCUGUGAGGUGGAGCAGGCAGUGAUAGAGGAGGUGGCACCAGCAGCACGCCGGUCUGCUCUCCCUGCCUGGAUACUGGCUCUGAAGAGGAGGAAGCACAGAUAAUGAAACUGCAAAAAAUAAGCAUUGUCUUGCUUAAAAUAAAUGAAUAUUAAAUUAAAUCAGCUGAGACAGAUUGUCUUAAAACCCUGGAACAUAUUAAUUGCAUCAUAACUUCAACUUUUGGGGAUUUCUUUAGACUUCUACUACUAGACGUUCUGCACUGCACACAGGAAGUUUGCUAACUGGAUUUCUUUCUGGACUCCUCUGUGUGUCUUACUGCUCCUCGUCCCUCUCCAGACCACCACCGUGCUGAGAGUAUUUCAAGCCAUGUACUGCCACACUGCUUUGCUAAGCAGCACUUUAGGAGCAGCUGUUAAAGGGGAAAAGAGGUCAGACUUUUCCAGCUGCACCGGAGGUUUAAACUGGCAACAAUUCUGACCUCCUCAGCUCACAAGGACUAUGUUUAAGCAUCAACUGUCAGUUUUAAUUUAAGAGACUUGUUUUUGUCCACACUCUCCUCUCGGUCUGUCUAUCUAGAUUGGAUUAUAUACAGCCAACGUGGCAUGAGCUGCAGAAGUGUUGAGACAAUUUAGUUGCUGUAUUAUUGCACCAGCUUUUACGGACAGACUACUCUGCUGUCUGUGUCUCUUGGUAAUGGCUCCCUGUCCGGCCAUCCUGAAAAUUAACCCGAGCAGUGGCAGAAACCACUGAUGGACACGGCCAGUCUGUGGCUCUCUGUUCAACUUUUGAAAUGUUGAAACUAUAUUUUGAAGCCAAUUGUUUCCUGGAAAGAAAUGCCUGAGCACUGAGAUAUUACAUCCUGACAAUAUUAUCUGUUUAAGCUUUUACAGACUGGUCCUAGAGCUACAGUAAUGCUUCAGUGUGCGUGUAGCAACAUUGGAGACUGUAGAGCUACAAGACUAAAAGAAUAGUUUGACAUUUUGGGGAAAUGUGCUUAUUCCUGUUCUUUCUGUGAGUUAGACGAGCCAAUGUCAAUGUCUGUGUGUGUUUGUCAUUUUUACACUUUUGUAUGAAUUAAACAAAUUAUAUAUGAUCAGUCGUAAACUUUAGAUGUGCUGGUUGGUGAAUUUUGUUACUUUUGGACAGAAACAAGGCUAGCUGUUCUCAGUCUUUGUGCUAAGCUCAUUUUCAUACCUGGAAAAGAAGUGCAGACGCUUCUGCUGCCGUAUCACCAGACAUUAAGACAGCUUCUUCCCUCAGGCUGCCAUCCUCAGCACUUCAUCAUGCAAAAUGUUUUUUUUAUUUUUUUAUUUUCAUGACAUACUUAUCCAUUUUUAUUUUGUUUUACAAGUAGCAACAAUAAUCUAAAGUUCAUUAUAUGUUGUAAAUGACAAUAAAAUAACCUUGAAUAUUUGCAGCGCAGAUAUUAGAGUGGUAUCCUUCUUCUAUUCUGUCUUUAAGUUAACAAACUACCAUCUUAUGAUCCUGGAGUGCAGAAAAAGUGUUAACACCCAUUUUUUAUCUUAUAAUCUACAUUGCACCCUUUACAUGAAAAACAUCCUCCAGCUACCUCAUUGUCCCAGCCACAUUAAUUCUUGAGGAAGUUACAAUAUCUGCUUUUUCAUGCCUCACAAUGGCACACACAUCCAGUCUUGCUUGGCCUUCAGAUUUUUGGUUGUGAAAACUUGGAGAAACAAUUUGUUCAUUCUGUCCACAAACAGAGUGAGCAGAGGCCUCAUUCAGACAAAUAGAGUACUUUGUGGCACUGUGUAUCAUAUUCUGACAUUUCCAUUACAUGCAUUAUAUUGAUUUAUAUGAUUAAAUUAGUACAUCAAACUUCAUGGCUAACUGCUGUCAA